This is a messenger RNA of Cephus cinctus (wheat stem sawfly), 1536 nucleotides long. RefSeq names its product aminopeptidase M1-like. The annotation marks the transcript as partial. Gene Ontology annotation, molecular function: peptide binding; zinc ion binding; metalloaminopeptidase activity. The record is from RefSeq and is a predicted model, not a curated record. NCBI's taxonomy places the organism in Eukaryota, Metazoa, Arthropoda, Insecta, Hymenoptera, Cephidae. Gene Ontology annotation, biological process: proteolysis; peptide catabolic process. Gene Ontology annotation, cellular component: cytoplasm. The transcript has 7 exons.
AAUACUUUUACGAAAGAAAUUAAAAAGAGCUACACGUGUCACAAACAAACUUUUCCAACUCCAAUAGCAUAAAAGAGACGUUCGGGUAAUUUCGUUCACACGUAUAUCGUUCUCCUACUGGACAGAACAGCAGGUCCAAGGAAACCUCUUACCAUGAAGAUUCUUUUGAUAACGACCCUGCUGUUAGCCGCCGUAACUACAGUUUCUCUUGCGGAUGGCAUUGAAGCGAUUGUUGGCAAUGCCAAUGACACUAACUAUAGAUUGCCGAAUAAUUCAGUGCCAAUUUCAUAUUCUAUCAGAUUGAUACCGUAUCUCGUAGACAAUUUUACAUUCGAUGGAGAAUCAACGAUUGAACUUGAGAUUCUAGAAUCAAGUUCUUCGAUAACUCUUCACAUAGUAAAUAUAACUAUAGACGAGAGUUCAACAUCUGUGGUGUCCAAUGAUAAUGUACACUACGAUAUAAACAAUCAUGCUUAUGAUAACACAAAAUCCUUUUUAAUUUUGAAUUUCUCCACCGUUUUGCCAACUGGAUUUUAUACACUAUAUUUGAAGUAUGUUGGUCUCAUAAUGUAUUCGGAUUUUGGUGGUCUCUAUAGAACUUCUUAUACCAAGGACGACGGUGAAACCGUCUGGUCGGCUGUCACACAAUUUGAAACAAGUGUAGCGCGCCGAGCUUUCCCCUGCUGGGACGAACCUGCACUCAAAGCUACCUUUACCAUUUCUAUUAAACACGAUGUUAACUACACGGCGUUAUCAAAUAUGCCAGUUGCCAGUCAAUCGGCAAUCGACAAGACUGAUAACAAAUUAUGGACGAAUUUUGAAAGAACACCCAUCAUGUCUACAUACUUGGUGGCUUAUGCCGUUUUGGAUAAUGGAUACAUCAGUCACGGGGACGAAAGAUUCAGAGUUUGGUCUCGCGAAGAUGAUCCUCGUGAUACAAAUUAUGCAUUGACUCAAGGGGAGUCGAUGUUAAAAUAUUUAGAAGAAUACACGACGAUUCCGUAUACUUUACCAAAAAUGGAUGAAAUUUCUAUACCGGACCCUUCCGUUACUACUUUUGAAAAAUGGGGCUUGAUUAUCGGCAGAGAAGAAGAAUUGCUAUACGACGACAGCGUAGAUAGGACAGUUACAAAACAAACUAACGCCCAAGUUAGUGCUAAUGUAAUGGCUCAUCAAUGGUUUGGAAAUUUUGUCACUGCAUCCUGGUGGAAGUAUUUUUGGCUGAAUGAAGGCUUCGGGGUUUAUUUUCAAUAUUACGUCACGGACCAGGUGGAAGACAAUUGGCGCUUUAUGGAACAAUUCGUAGUUCGUAUUUCACAGGGAAGAUCCUUUAUUGCUGAUUCUUCCGAAACCACUCGUCCCUUGAAUCAGGAUGUAUCAACUUAUGAAGAAAUUAAUGCACUUUACGAUUCAAUUACCUAUGGCAAAGCGGCUUCUGUGAUUCACAUGAUGUCCAAUUUCCUAACUCCCCAAGUCUUUCACGAUGGACUCAUCAGAUACUUAAAGAAUAAUGCCUAUAAGGCGGUCACGCCCGAU